CACCAUAUGUUAGCGUUCUAUUACUGGAGUGUCAAUAAUAUAACGUUGACAGUACAAUUGUCGAUAGUUCUUCAAAAAACAUUGUGAAAAUUGAUUGUAUUUAAGUUUAAUUAUUAAUUUGUCUAAAAUGAACAAACGCAAAAUGCCAACAAAAACGUGUUUCAACCCGUUUUCUAACGAUCCGGCAUGCACUGCCAAACUGAGUGAUUUACGUCCGUUUCCUGUGAAAGACUUAUACAAGUUUCCCGACGCUGAUGAAACCAGCAAAUUAUGUGCAUCAUGUAGAAAGCGUGUUGCAUCCUACGAAGCACCAACAGAAUUAACUACAGAUGAGGUUUUAAGUCAAGCUAGUGCAAGUUUAACUUUGACGCCAGCAUCUGGCAGCACUACAAGUAACUUUAGUGAUUCAUUAAAAGACUAUGAUGACCAUUCGUUGGAAAAUUUAUUACGUAUAAGUCCUGUCAAAAAACGACGGUUGGAUAGACCUAAGUAUUUUAACAAAAAAUUUGAUGAAAUUCAUGCAGCUGUCAAUGCCAAAAUUCAUGCUCAGUUUGGUAUUUUACCGCAAACUAGUUCAGAUGAGUUGCUUAAAGAUUACGAAUCGAUGAUAAAUAAUGUCGAACGAAUUUAUGAAGUUGAAACUAACAGGUCUUUUCAGUUAAAGCUGCUAACAAUUUUGCCAGAAAGUUGGAGUUUAAAUAAAGUAGUAUCUGAGAUGAAUUGUUCAAAGUCUACUGCUUAUGCUGCGAGAAAUGCCGGAGAAGCUUGCCUUAGAAUUCGUGGAAAUCAACCAUUAGAUCGAGAAAUUGAACAACUAGUGAUGAAUUUUUACGAAGAUGAUUUGAAUUCAAGGCAAAUGGCAGGGAUGAGAGAUGUGAAAUCCGUUAAAAAAAGUGAUGGUACUCGAGAGCUAAAACAAAAACGGUUAAUCCUCAGUAACUUACGCGAGUUAUACGCAAGUUUUAAAACCGAGUAUCCAGCAGCAAAGAUUCAGUUUUCAAAAUUUGCUGAUUUAAGACUCAGCACUGUGUAAUAGCUGGGAGUAGUGGUACACAUACUGUGUGUGUGUGUAUAACUCAUCAAAAUAUGAAACUCAUGUUAGAAGGUAUUAAAUUUUCAACUUUAAUUGAAAACAACGGUUGGAUUCAAAAAUCUAAUUCAAUAUAUGCCAAUCUCUUAAAAAAAUUGAUGUGCGAUGAACCUUCGGAAUUGUGCUACAAUCGGUUGUGUAAAAAAUGUCCCGAUAGUCAUGAAAUAAAACAGUUUUUUGAAAAACUGUGUGCUGAUGCCAAUCUAGAGCAAGUAAUAUUUAAAAAAUGGGUAUCAACAGAUCGUUGUACAAUGAUCACAGUAAUUUCAGAAAUCGAUGAAUUUAUCGAUAAUUUAAUUCACCAAUUGAAAAGUUUAUUGAUACAUGAUUAUACAGCAAAAGCACAAAGCACAUACUAUGCUAAUUUGAAGCAGAAUUUAAAAAAAGGAGAAUAUAUCGUGACGUUAGAUUUUGCCGAAAAUUAUGCCUUUAUAGUGCAAGAGUCUGUGCAAGCUUUUCACUAUAAUAAUGAUCAAGCAACAUUAUUGCCAAUGGUCAUUUAUUAUUGUGAGAAUGGUAAAAGCAAACAUUGUAGCUUUGUAGGCGUAUCAGACUGUCUUAAACAUGAUUACGUAUCAGUUUACAUGUUCCAAGAACAAUUAAUUUUUUUUAUGAAACAAAAAUUUGGUCAGGUGCAGAAGAUUUAUUACUUUUCAGACGGAGCACCUCAACAGUUCAAAAAUCGAAAUGCAUUCACAAAUUUAUGUUAUCAUAUGGAGGACUUUCAUAUAACAGCAGAAUCGAAUUUCUUUGCAACUGCUCAUGGCAAAGGACCAUGUCAUGGCUUGGCUGGUUCAAUAAAACGAUUGAUAAGAAAAGCCUGCUUACAAAUGGAAACAAAUUCUCAGAUACUAACUCCACUCCAGCUAUAUCAAUGGGUAUCAAAAAAUCUAUCUACGAUUACUUUUGUUUUUAUUGAAAAUGAACGAUAUUUGGAUUCAAAAGUCAAAUUAGAUGCUCGAUCUUCUCGAUCAAAAACUGUAAAAGGGACCCAAAUGAUACAUUUCAUCGCUCCGAUUCCAAACAAUCCAAGUGUGGUUACAACGAAGUUUGUAUCUAAUUCAGAAACUUACUCUAUCGUUCAACUCUACAAGCCAUCAGCACCUUAAAAGUUACCAACAAAGUUCAUGUAAUUCUGACAUCAAUAAAAAAAAAUCAAAAAAAAAUUU
Formica exsecta is the source of this 2259-nucleotide messenger RNA. RefSeq lists its product as uncharacterized. The record is from RefSeq and is a predicted model, not a curated record. The transcript is spliced from 5 exons. Lineage: Eukaryota; Metazoa; Arthropoda; Insecta; Hymenoptera; Formicidae. The coding region runs from base 1087 to 2199 and encodes 370 amino acids.